UAUCCCCCCAUCCAUCUUGAUGCCUGCUAAAGUACAAGUGGGAGGAGAGUGUAAUCCAAGUGGAUUACACUGUAAAUUGGGUGACAGUGGAUUGGGCUCUGUACGGCUGAACCCCAUCAGUUUGUAUGUGUAGGCUAUCCUGAGGCGGUCGGUCUAAACACAGAUUUAUCAACACGUGGUUCGACGCACCUGCUUGGUCAUGGCUCGUCCUGUAGACGAGAGGCACAGAGAAACAGCAACAUCCUGGCGAGUAGGAGGAAAGUUUGACAAGUAGAAUCCAAAUAAGGAGUAUCAUUUUUUUUUAUCUUCAAGGCCAACUUGUGGAUUUGGAAUUUUUACAUUGUAGAAGGAUUUUUGGUACUUCACCAGCAACGUUGAGGUGGUGGAUUUGCUGUGGAGAUGGUUAUUAGAAUGAUUGAAGUGGUCUGAGGAAUAUCAGGGAAUGGGAUGAGAAGGAUCCGGGGCCCAGAAUGGUUUGCUCUUGUCAAGGGAUAGCAACCAUGGAAGUUUAAGGCCACAGAUGAUGCUUUUUGCCAUCAUGAAAAGACUCCUACUAAUGAACGCUGCUCUGCUCUGCUGAAUCUGUAGUGAUAUCAUAUCAUGUACUUUUAAGUUCACAUGUACUGUUAUAUUUUUCACCUCAAGAAGCCCUAGAUGUUUAGCUCAGGGCUAGUUAUGGCCAGCAUGCAACAUCGAAGGGUUGAAGGAUGGCUUUCAGUUUGGAUAGUCUCAGGCUGGGUCUGCCUCCUGGUAAAUGCACAGAUGAAGAUACCGCCAGAAACGGUUCAGGUGUGGGCCAAUAUUUUUGCUGAUCGACUAACUGCCCUUGCAUCAAAAUACUCCGGAGCACAUCUCUUGCAAAAGAAACUUAAAGAUGUGGAGCCCAUCCUCAAAAUUGAAGAUGUGGAUGGAAGGGAACUUGUUAAGGAGUUCUCUGACGAGAUUGAAAGAAUGUUGGGAAGUAAAAUGAAAUCCGUUAAGAGGUUGGCAGAUACUGCCGAAGAUUCAGAUUUCUACCAUGAUUAUAAUGCAACAUUAGAGUUUGAUUACUACAAUGCAAUGCUUGUAAACUCAAUGGAUGACGAGGGAAACUUCAUGGAUCUAGGUGGCGAAUUUCCAUUGGAGGAAAAUGAACAUUUCAACAAAAUGCCUGUCAAUACUUUACAGAGUGACGUCCAAGUGCCCACCAAUGUCUACAAUAAAGAUCCUAACAUCCUUAAUGGUGUGUACAUGUCAGAGGCCCUGAACGAUAUCUUUAUUAACAAUUUCCAAAAAGAUCCCACACUCACAUGGCAGUUCUUCGGAAGUUCAACUGGUUUCUUCAGACUCUAUCCAGGCAUCAGAUGGACACCUGAUGCUAAUGGUGUGGUGUCUUUUGACUGCAGGAACAGAAACUGGUACAUUCAGGCUGCCACCUCACCAAAGGACAUCAUCAUUGUUGUUGAUAUCAGUGGAAGUAUGAAAGGCCUGAAACUGACCAUUGCCAAACACACCAUCAACACCAUCCUGGACACACUUGGUGAAAACGAUUUUGUCAAUGUCAUUGCUUACACAGAUUACGUGCGGUACGUGGAGCCCUGUUUCAGAGGCACCCUGGUGCAGGCUGACUUGGACAAUCGCGAGCAUUUCAAAUUACUUGUGAAUGAACUGCAUGUGAAGGGUGAGGGGAAAGUAAAGAAGGCCAUGAAGGAGUCAUUCAAAGUCCUGAAUGACGCCUCAGCAAAUGGCCAGGGCAGCCUCUGCAACCAGGCUAUCAUGCUGAUCACAGAUGGAGCCAUGGAGGACUUCCAGACUGUGUUUGAGGAGUUCAACUGGCCUGAGAAGAAGGUCCGGGUCUUUACUUACCUUAUUGGACGUGAUAUGACUUUUUCUGGUAAUGUCAAAUGGAUAGCUUGCAACAACAAAGGUUACUACACUCACAUCAAUACGCUGGCUGACGUGCAGGAGAAUGUGAAUGAAUACUUACAUGUGCUGAGUCGACCCAUGGUCAUAGAUCAUGACCAUGACAUCAUCUGGACAGAGGCUUACAUGGACACUGUGCUCCCUAACACAGCGGAGCUAUUCAACACCAUGGCUCACAGUUUACUGCUAAUGACAUCUGUGGCCAUGCCUGUGUUCAGCAAGAAGAAGGAGACGCUGUCCCAUGGAAUUCUCUUGGGUGUGGUGGGAACUGAUGUUCCUCUAUUAGAAGUGAUGAAGUUGGCCCCUCGAUAUAAGCUGGGCGCUCAUGGCUACGCCUUUCUCAUCACUAACAAUGGUUACAUCUUGGCACACCCAGACCUACGGCCUUUGUACAUAGAUGAGAAGAAGAGGCUGAAACCCAAACCCAACUAUAACAGUGUAGACCUGUCUGAGGCCGAAUGGGAGGACACAGAGGAGUUUCUAAGAACAUCGAUGGUGAAAGGAGAAACCGGUACUCUGACAUUAGAUGCGCGAGCGUCAGUGGACAAUAGAAAACGGCCCUUGUUCCUGAAAAAUGAUUAUUUCUACACGGUCAUUGAUGACACUCCAUUCAGUUUUGGUAUGGUGCUGACCCGGGGCCAUGGCGAGUACAUAUUCUAUGGGAAUGUGUCUGUGGAAGAAGGAUUGCAUGAUCUUAACCAGCCAGACCUUACCAUCGCAGAAGAAUGGAAUUAUUGUGAGACUGACGUCGACCCUGAUCAUCGCAAGCUUACUCAGAUGGAGGCUGUCUUCAGAUAUCUCUCAGGGAAGGACCCUGAUCUGGAGUGUGAUGAAGUGCUGCUGCAGCAGCUGCUACUGGAUGCUGUGGUGACUGCUCCAAUGGAGGCCUACUGGACUGCCAUGAUGAUGGAUGCUGCAGGAAUUGAUCCAGGAGUGGAGACGGCGUUCCUGGGAACCCGCUCUGGGCUUUUGCGAGUCACCAGAUAUGCAGGCAGUGAAAGGCGGAUUGCAAAGAAAUUCCUUACCAAGGCAGAUAAGCAGAACCUCUUCACUCUGGACCACUUCCCCGACUGGUAUCGGAUAGCAGCGGAGAACCCCCCUGGGAAGUUCCUCUUCUACACGCCUCAAGAUGAGGACAGCAAAGGCGGGAAGUUUGUCAUUGCCGUUACCGGUGUGACAGUGACGUCUGGACCACGGACAGCGUACGCUGGAGCUAUCGGAGUGCAAAUGUCAUUCUCUUCACUGCAGGACAUGCUGUUGUCUAUUGCAAUUCAGCCCAAUGACACAGACUGCAGCAAUGUGGAAGGUGUCUGUCCUCUCAGUUGUGAUGGCAUAGACCUCAACUGCUACAUUGUUGACCACAAUGGAUUCAUUCUGAUCUCCAAAGAGAACAAUGAUGUUGGUAAAUUCUUUGGGGAAGUGGAUGGGUCAGUGAUGGCACAGCUGCUUAAAACUGGCUUGUACAAGAGGGUAUCGCUGUAUGACUAUCAGGCCAUGUGCAGGACUUCUCAUGGCCACUCGAGUGAUGCUCGGCCUCUGCUUAGUCCUUUCUAUAACUUGAUGACUGUGGUUAAGUGGUUCAUGUCCAACUUCAUGCUGUAUUUGUUGGAAUUCAACAUCUUUGGACUUUGGCACUCUGACCAUGUGGCAGAUGCCAAGUCUGGGUACCAUGCAGGCCACAAGCAGAAGAAGGUAGACUUCAUGCAGCCCUGUGACACGGAGUACCCCGGCUUCAUGUAUGAGACAUCCAUCACUGAGACCAACAGCAUCAUCAAAUGUGGCCGCUGUCAGAAGAUGUUUGUUUUGCAGCAGAUCCGUAACACAAAUCUGGUGAUGGUGGUUGUGCAAGCGGACUGUGACUGUUCUCGCCAGUAUUCACCUAUCACAUUGGACCCAAAGGAAGUCAAAUAUAACGCCACAGUGAAGUGUAACAGGAUGAAGUCUCAGAAGAUCCGCCGGCGUCCACAGUCUUGCCAUGCUUACCAUCCUCAUGAAAGUUCAAAGGAUUGUGGAGGAGCUUGUGAGAUCAGUAUAUCAGUGGCUCUCCUGUUUGCAUCCUUGGUGACUUCACUAGGUCUGCGCUGAUGGGAAGAACACGGGCCUUCCUCCAAUGGAAGUCUCCUAGAUGGAAGUGACUGAGAGCAAACACUAAAGAGCAGUUCUGGAAAUAUAUUGUUACUGUAAUUUUCCAUUUAAUACAAUAAUCUGUUUGUAACAGCAGAAAAAUGUAUAAGCAUCCAAAAUGAGUCAAAAGGGGCUCAUUUAUUACAGAUUCAUAUUCUUCAAUCCUAUUCCGAAUAGAGUGUAGUUAACUUCAAGAACUCAGUGACUAAAGGCCAAAUAACACAUCACACAAUCUCCGGAGAAAAAGGGUUCUUUGCAGAACACCGAAGAGCUGGAGUACAAGGACCUCUACUGGACUUCAGGUGGCACUGCAAUCUCGAACAUUUAAGAGAGAUCUUGGGAAUAAAAACAUCGCGUUGGACUUUAAAGGAAAACAACCAACUGAUCCUGCUCCCUUGUCAUAGAGUAUAGUGACACUGUGCGUCUACUCACGUGAACAGAAGCAUGUUAGUUAAGCAGUAAUCUGCGGUGAAAGGACGCCAGAGGUCAUGACAAGACUGUGACUGUGAUGUAAUGCUCAACUCAAAUGACCUGUUAUGAUUUCUCUAUGUGUGAAGCAGACAACAUGGAUGACCUGUUAUGAUUUCUCUAUGUGUGAAGCAGACAACAUGGAUGACCUGUUAUGAUUUCUCUAUGUGUGACAGCAGUCAGCAGGGAUGUUGCCUGGUCUGUUUCAUGUAGACUUGACUUGUAGGACUUGCUAAGGCUUAAGCGGCUGAUAAUCUUAAACAUGUUUGUAGAUUGAUGAAAGAAUCUAUAUAUUAAGCACUGAUAGGGAAGCAAGAUUCUUACUCAUUCUAAAAUGCAUGACUCUACCAAAAAUGUAUUUCUUACUCCAUCUUGAUGUUUUUUCAGUUAUCUUUCUUUUUCAAAUAAACUUUAUAAACUUG
This is a messenger RNA of Clupea harengus (Atlantic herring), 4916 nucleotides long. It is a transcript of the gene cacna2d4b, whose product is annotated as calcium channel, voltage-dependent, alpha 2/delta subunit 4b. Gene Ontology annotation, molecular function: voltage-gated calcium channel activity. The coding region runs from base 655 to 3987 and encodes 1110 amino acids. The transcript is spliced from 40 exons. The record is from RefSeq and is a predicted model, not a curated record. Gene Ontology annotation, cellular component: voltage-gated calcium channel complex. Lineage: Eukaryota; Metazoa; Chordata; Actinopteri; Clupeiformes; Clupeidae.